Messenger RNA from Plasmodium cynomolgi strain B, 1569 nucleotides. RefSeq lists its product as hypothetical. The record is from RefSeq and is a predicted model, not a curated record. The transcript has a single exon. Gene Ontology annotation, biological process: regulation of mitochondrial mRNA stability; mitochondrial RNA processing. NCBI's taxonomy places the organism in Eukaryota, Apicomplexa, Aconoidasida, Haemosporida, Plasmodiidae. Gene Ontology annotation, molecular function: RNA binding. The annotation marks the transcript as partial. Gene Ontology annotation, cellular component: ribonucleoprotein granule; mitochondrial matrix.
AUGUUCCUGAAGUGCCUGCGGAACGCCCUCGUGUGGGGGGCCGCAGAGCCAAGGCGGAAGGGAGCAAUCUUCGACAUGCACACGAGAUAUAUGAAAAACAAAAGAAGAGGGCUGAAGGAGCAGCCGAGGAAAAAGCCACUGGACAUAGAAAAGAAAAUAAGAAAUCCAGACAAAUACGAAGAAAAAAUGCAUUUCGAUAAUUUAACCAAGGGAGAGCUAUACGUGCCUGAAUCGUGUAAAGCGAAAAAACUAGCCAUGUUGUGUAAUCGACUGUUCUAUUUUGAUAUAAAUGAUGAGGAGUUGCUGGAUAGGUAUGCACAAAGAGCUAUGGUGAUAGUUAACAGUAUGAGUACAAAAGAAAUUUCCCUAAUAUUAAACACGAUGAGAAAGUUUAAUCACAAAAAUGAAAAAUUAUUGGAAACGUUCGCGAAGCAUAUUCCCCGCAAGUUACACAAAGGAGUACCACAAGACAUUUCGCUAAUACUAAAUGCGUAUGCCCAUUUUAAUUUUAUUGAUAAUAAUUUGUUCAGCAGGAUAUGUGAAGAAAUUCCUCACAAAAUUACUUACUUUGAACAUUUUCAUAUUUCCAGUGUUAUUAAUGCUUUUUACAAGCUAAAGAUAAAAGACAGGAUAAUUAUUGAUGACCUGGUGGACGAGACAAUUGAACGAAUCGAUGAAUUUGAUGCGAAAUCUCUGACGAACAUUAUAAAUUCCUUUUCAAAAUUAAAUUAUCAAAAUGAAAAUAAGAAAACGAUAUGGGUGAAAUUUAUCCAAGGGGUGAAAAAUCUACGUAAAGAUUUUAACUUGCUCGAAAUUACGCUCAUAACAAAUGCAUUUUGUAAAAAAAAAUUCAAAAAUGAGAAAGUCUAUCAUUUGUUGAGCGAAAUUUUGACUUAUCACAUUUUCGAAAUCAAAUCUGUAAAUGAAAGUAACUCCUUUUUACUAUGCACCAUUGCACAUGCAUUCGCUAAGGUCAAAUUUUAUGACAAGGAUUUAUUUCAUUUUAUCUUUUCCUAUUUCACCAAUGAACAUAAUUACGCAUCUUUGGAUAGUCAACAUUUCGCGCAACUGAUUUAUUCAUGUGCUGUGUUUAAACAGAACGAUAAAUUAUUCCUCGAUACGUAUGCCAAGAUGGUCUGCAAAAUUUUGGAAAAGAAAAAUAACGAGCUAAACGAACAAGCAUUGUCUACCAUUGCAUAUGCCUAUGCCAAGUUAAGGAUCCGAGAUGCGAACUUCUUCGUUCAGCUGUCUUCCUACAUCAUUAAGGAAAAAAUUUGUUUAUCUCCCCAAAGUUUAAGCUUAAUUUGUUACAGUUUCUCCAAGCUGAAAAUAAAAUCGCAAAUGUUGUUUUACUUUUUAUCCAUCCAGAUUUUUCAAAAUAUGAAUUUAUUUAGCAAACAAGGUUUGUCCCUCAUUUUAUCUGCCUACGCAAAUUUACAAAUUUUUCACGUGAAAAUGUUUUCCCUCAUUAAUAAAUAUUUAAAUCUCUAUGUCGACAAUUUUACCCACGAGGAGUGCGUUCUGAUAGCUGGCCAUUACCAACACGCGGUUAAGUGCAUCACUGAUGAG